GUCAUCUUAUAGGCCAGUUUCAUCUUUCCCCCCUACAAAGAACGGCAUAUGCGGUUCUCCCAACCGUCCUCGCGUCGGUACCGCAUCGUGUUGUUCCUCAGAGCCUCAACUUUCGCUUAUUCAGACUGUCUCAGCCACCGUCCAAUGAUGCGCCGCCGUGUCGUAGGUAGGUAUACAUUUCUCGUACGCUUCCCCGCGAGCUUUGAAAUGCCAUUCGGAGUCAUGUCCCUUAUUCCGUCCGAUUCUCCCCAUUCCCGCGUAUAUAAGUUCUGGUACUACCGCACAAUGGCUUCCACAGCACACAGCUUUCUCAUUGCACAAUUCCCAGAUCACACAGUCUUCGCAUUGGGCUUCUUUCCAUCGGUUCGUUGAACAUCAACACCAACACGCAGACCAAAAUUCGAAAUGGCAGCUCCGAAGAACCAGGCCGCAUUUCUCAAGGAAGCUGGCACACCUCUCGAGGUUGCUGACGCUCCUGUACCCACGGCUGGUGCUGGCGAGAUCGUUGUGAAGAACGCCGCAAUUGCCAUCAACCCGCUCGAUUGGCAUAUGCAGGAGCACGGUGUCUUUAUCCAGCAGUGGCCUGCAGUGUUUGGAUGCGACGUGGCGGGUGAGGUGUUCGAAGUUGGGCCCGGCGUUGAGCGCUUCAAGAAAGGAGAUCGCGUUAUCGGCCACACGGUCAAUCUCGUCAGUGGACGCCCCCAGGAUGGCGCCUACGCGCUUUACACCACCGUUCCCGCCAACAAAGCCGCGAUCCUGCCCUCGUCCAUCUCCUUUACCGAUGGUGUUGUUGUGCCGUUUGCAAUGGAAGCUGCAGUCUGCGUUCUUUCCGUAACGGAGCCUGGCCCAUGCAUGCCAGGCGUCUUGACACCCGCUCUUGGUCUACCUCUCCCGUCGCUCGAAGCAGUCCCUUCGACAGACAAGACUCUUGUCAUCUACGGCGGCUCUUCCUCCGUCGGUUCCAUGACCACUCAGAUCGCCACCGCCGCUGGUAUCAACGUUAUUGCGAUCUCCGGUGCUCACAACCUAGAGCUUAGUAAGCGUUGCGGAGCUACGGAUGCUUUCGACCACAAAGACUCUUCCCUUGUGGAGAAGGUCAUCGCGGCGGUGGGAACGUCCCAGUUCGUGGGUGUUCUUGACGCCGUCUCGAUUCCGGAGACAUACACCAACAGCCUUGCCAUACUUGCAAAGUUGGGUGGAGGACACCUCGCCUGUGUGCAUCCCCCUCCCCCAGACAUGCCCGAGAACGUCAAGGCUGGCAUGAUCUUCGCUGUGAACGACAUCGCCACCCCAGUCUGGGAAAACUUCGUCACACCUGCACUGGAGGCAGGAAAGCUGCAAUGCCUGCCGCGGCCCACAGUCGUCGGAAAGGGCUUGGAAUUUGUUAAUGAGGGGCUAAAGAGGUCCAAAGAAGGUAUUAGUGCGACGAAACUGGUCGUCGAGCUUUAGAGUGCCUGUGGCAGAAGGCUGGUCGUAGGAACGGUUGUCUCAUUUCAGGUUAGCAUCCAUGGAAGUUCGAAUCACAUUGUUCUUUUGAAUUCUGAAGCACUGCAUUCGCAAGGGUGCUUUCUCUGACGGGUUUCGACACAAAAAGGAGCCCGGGGGUGCUUUGAUACACGGAACGAACCGAUAUGACGUCUUCACGUUCUUGCCCUUACACUGGCUGACACAAUAAACUGGAGCCAGCACACCUUGUCCUGGAAGAACUUGCUACAUAAAGUAGUCAAAAAAACGUUUAUCUGAU
This is a messenger RNA of Paraphaeosphaeria sporulosa, 1744 nucleotides long. Its product is annotated as putative zinc-binding alcohol dehydrogenase domain-containing protein cipB. Bases 406 to 1449 code for a protein of 347 amino acids. NCBI's taxonomy places the organism in Eukaryota, Fungi, Ascomycota, Dothideomycetes, Pleosporales, Didymosphaeriaceae. The record is from RefSeq and is a predicted model, not a curated record. Gene Ontology annotation, molecular function: oxidoreductase activity, acting on NAD(P)H. The transcript has 2 exons.